AUGGCGCGGGGCGGCGGGCGGCUGCAGCCCCGCACCGCCGCUGCCCCUGCCCGCCGGGGCCGGGGGCCGCUCGGCCUCCUGUGCCUGGCGCUGCUGUGCGCGCUGGGCGCCGCCGAGGCGGAGUUCUCCAUCCUGGACGAGGCGCAAGUCCUGGCCAGCCAGAUGAGGAAACUCGCUACCGAGGAGCUGAGGGUCGUCACCAUGCAGAGGAUAUUCAACUCCUUCGUGUACACGGAGAAAAUAUCGAAUGGAGAAAGCGAAGUUCAACAGUUGGCAAAAAAAAUCCGUGAGAAAUUCAACCGUUACUUGGACGUUGUGAAUCGGAACAAGCAGGUAGUGGAAGCUUCAUACACUGCUCACCUCACCUCACCCCUGACUGCCAUCCAGGACUGCUGUACCAUCCCCCCAUCCAUGAUGGAAUUCGAUGGGAAUUUCAACACCAACGUUUCCAGAACCAUCAGCUGUGACAGACUCUCAACCACUGUCAACAGUAGAGCCUUCAAUCCUGGACGUGACUUAAAUUCUGUCCUUGCUGAUAACCUGAAGUCUAACCCAGGAAUUAAGUGGCAAUAUUUCAGCUCAGAAGAAGGGAUUUUCACCGUGUUCCCAGCCCACAAGUUCCGGUGCAAAGGCAGCUACGAACACCGCAGCAGGCCCGUCUACGUCUCGACCGUUCGCCCUCAGUCCAAGCACAUCGUGGUCAUCGUGGACCACGGGGCCUCUGUGUCAGAGACACAGCUCCAGAUUGCCAAGGAUGCUGCCCAGGUCAUCCUCAGCUCCAUCGAUGAGCACGACAAGAUCUCGGUGCUGACGGUGGCGGACGCGGUGCGGACGUGCUCCCUGGACCAGUGCUACAAGACCUUCCUGUCCCCUGCCACCAGCGAGACCAAGAGGAAGAUGUCCACCUUUGUCAGCAGCAUCAAGGCCUCUGACAGCUCCACACAGCACGCCCUGGGAUUCCAAAAAGCUUUCCAGCUCCUCCGGAACACCAACAACGGCACCAGGCUCCAAGGAAAUACCGACAUGGUCAUCAUUUAUCUCUCGGCCGGGAUCACAUCAAAAGAUUCCUCAGAAGAUGAUAAAAAAGCCACUCUGCGUGUCAUCAACGAAGAAAACAGCUUCCUCAAUAACUCAGUGAUGAUCCUCACUUAUGCCCUCAUGAAUGAGGGGGUGACAGGGCUGAAGGAGCUGGCCUUCCUGCGGGACCUGGCCGAGCAGAACUCGGCCAAGUACGGCGUGCCCGACCGCAGCGCCCUCCCCGUCACCAAGGGCAGCAUGAUGGUCCUCAACCAGCUCAGCAACCUGGAGACCACCGUGGGCAGGUUCUACACAAACCUGCCCAACAGGAUGAUCGAUGAGGCCGUGUUCAGCCUGCCCUUCUCGGAUGAGAUGGGGGAUGGCCUGAUAAUGACUGUCAGCAAACCCUGUUACUUUGGGAACCUCCUGCUGGGGAUUGUUGGAGUAGAUGUCAAUCUUGCCUAUAUCUUGGAAGAUGUCACCUAUUACCAGGACUCCUUGGGAUCCUACACCUUCCUCAUCGAUAAUAAAGGGUACACUCUGAUGCACCCCUCCCUGACCAGGCCCUACCUGCUGUCUGAGCCUCCUCUCCACACAGACAUCAUCCACUACGAGAACAUCCCCAAGUUUGAGCUGGUGCGCCAGAACAUCCUCAGCAUUCCCUUGGGCAGCCAGAUCAUCACAGUUCCUGUGAACUCCUCGCUGUCCUGGCACGUCAACAAGCUGAGGGAGAUUGGGAAAGAAGCCUACAACGUCAGCUAUGCCUGGAAAAUGGUGCAGGACACGUCCUUCAUCCUGUGUGUGGUGGUGAUCCAGCCAGAAAUUCCCGUGAAGCAGCUGAAGAACCUCAACACUGUCCCCAGCAGCAAACUGCUCUACCACAGACUGGACCUGCUGGGCCAGCCCAACGCCUGCCUGCACUUCAAGCAGCUGGCCACGCUGGAGAGCCCCACGGUGAUGCUGUCUGCAGGCAGCUUCUCCUCCCCCUACGAGCACCUGAGCCAGCCCGAGACCAAGCGGAUGGUGGAGCACUACACGGCCUACCUGAGCGACAACACGCGCCUCAUCGCCAACCCCGGCCUCAAGUUUUCUGUCAGGAAUGAAGUAAUGGCAACCAGUCACGGCACGGAUGAAUGGAUGACCCAGAUGGAGAUCAGUGGCCUCAACAGUUACAUUGUCAGGCGUUACAUAGCAACCCCCAACGGGGUGCUCCGCAUCUACCCCGGCUCCCUCAUGGACAAAGCAUUUGAUCCCACCAGGAGACAAUGGUACCUGCAUGCAGUGGCCAAUCCAGGACUGAUCACCUUCACUGGGCCCUACCUGGACGUGGGAGGGGCUGGAUACGUGGUGACCAUCAGCCACACUGUCCAUUCCUCCAGUGCUCAGAUGUCCUCAGGACACUCCGUGGCCGUGAUGGGCAUCGACUUCACCCUCAGAUAUUUCUACAAAGUCCUCAUGGACCUGCUGCCAGUUUGUAACCAAGAUGGGGGAAACAAAAUCAGGUGCUUCAUCAUGGAGGACAGGGGGUACCUGGUGGCACAUCCAACCCUCAUCGACCCCAAGGGCCACGCGCCCGUGGAGCAGCAGCACAUCACACACAAGGAGCCUCUGGUAGCAAACGACAUCCUGAACCACCCCAACUUCGUCAAGAAAAACCUCUGCAACAGCUUCAGCGACAGGACCGUGCAGCGCUUCUAUAAAUUCAACACCAGCUUAGUGGGUGACCUGACCAACCUGGUGCACGGCAGUCACUGCUCCAAGUACAGGCUGACGAGGAUCCCGGGCACCAACGCCUUCGUGGGCAUCGUCAACGAGACCUGCGACUCGCUGGCCUUCUGUGCCUGCAGCAUGGUGGACAGGCUGUGCCUCAACUGCCACAGGAUGGAACAGAACGAGUGUGAGUGUCCCUGUGAGUGCCCACUGGAGGUGAACGAGUGCACUGGGAACCUGACCAACGCCGAGAGCAGGAAUCCGAGCUGUGAGGUGCAUCAGGAGCCGAUGACUUUCACGGCCAUCGAUCCCAGCCUGCAGGAUGCACUCCCACAGUGCAUCAACACCCAGUGCAACCAGAGGACAGAGAGUGGGGAUUGCUUCGGAGUGCUGGACUGCGAGUGGUGCAUGGUGGACAGCGAUGGGAAGACCCACCUGGACAAGUCCUACUGUGCCCCUCAGAAGGAAUGCUUUGGUGGCAUCGUGGGAGCCAAGAGUCCCUAUGUGGAUGACCUGGGAGCAAUAGGAGAUGAGGUGAUCACCCUGAACAUGAUCAAGAGUGCCCCCGUGGGCCCCGUGGCUGGAGGCAUCAUGGGCUGCAUCAUGGUGCUGGUGCUGGCCGUGUACGCGUACCGGCACCAGAUCCACCGCCGCAGCCACCAGCACAUGUCCCCGCUGGCAGCACAGGAAAUGUCAGUGCGUAUGUCCAACCUGGAAAACGACAGGGACGAGAGGGAUGAUGACAGCCACGAAGACAGAGGAAUCAUCAGCAACACGCGGUUCAUCGCGGCCGUGAUCGAGCGCCACGCGCACAGCCCCGAGCGCCGCCGCCGCUACUGGGGCCGCUCCGGCACCGAGAGCGACCACGGCUACAGCACCAUGAGCCCUCAGGAGGACAGCGAGAACCCCCCCUGCAAUAACGACCCUCUCUCGGCCGGCGUGGACGUGGGGACCCACGACGAGGAGCUGGAGCUGGACACGCCGCCGCAGACGGCCGCGCUGCUGAGCCACAAAUUCCACCACUACCGGCUGCACCACCCUGCUCUGCACCACAGCCACCACCUGCAGGCUGCUGUCACCGUGCACACCGUGGAUGCUGAGUGCUGAGGGCACACAGCCACCACUGCAGGCUCUGGGGACACCACAGCCACCACUGCAGGGUGUGGGGACUCCACAGCCACCACUGCAGGGUGUGGGGACUCCACAGCCACCACUGCAGGGUGUGGGGACACCACAGCCACCACUGCAGGGUGUGGGGACACCACAGCCACCACUGCAGGGUGUGGGGACUCCACAGCCACCACUGCAGGCUCUGGGGACACCACAGCCACCACCUGCACGGUGUGACAUUGAGGACACCACAGCCACCAGCUGCAGGCUGUGGCACUGUGCACUGAGGACACCACAGAUGCCACUCCAGAGCCACAGGGACUGUGCUGCUCCCCAGGGACAACCUCACAGCCUUCCCCACCAAACUGAGGCAUCAGAGCUUUGCAUUUUUACAAAAUUUUUGGGCUGGAAACGUGCUUGACGAAUGGACCUGCCAAAACACGGAGACAGAUGGAGCAGGAGGCACGUUAGAGCUCCAGGAACAGGGAUGGGAGUUUAUCCAGCAGCUGGAGUUUGUUGUGCUGAGCCAAGAGCACAGAGAGAGCUUAAAGAGCCAGAAAUGAUUUGGUUUCCUUAACUGGAAGAGCAGGAAUCUGCAGCUGGAGAGCCCAGAAGUGCCAGGCAGAGCAGGGAAGGCUUCUCUGCAGGUGGAAAGCUCCCUGUGCCCACGUUGCUGUGCAGGACCUGGGACAAUGCAUCUCAAGAUUUUUAAGUAAAGGAUUAUUUUUCUACUAUUUAUUGAACUUGAAACUUUGGGGGGAGGGAGGGGAGAAAACCUGUUAGGGAUUCUCGACGAGUACCACGUGCAUUCUGUGCUGGGGAAGGGGCUCUUCCUGGGAAAACAGCUGUUCCUGAGGAGCUGAGCUUCACGCAGUGCCCCACUCUGCAAAGGGAAAAUGAAGAAGCCCUCUCUGCCUCGGUGUUUACAUUAGGAUUGCUUUCUUUUCCAUACUUGUUUCCUGUAAAUAUUACAGCCUGAUUUCUAUUCCAGUAAUGUCUUCCUAUUUGCAGAGGAGAAAUCCUGUACUCUGAUACUGAAAUUCAGAGAAUUCUGCUCAGAAACUUCUCCAUCUUUAUCUCUUCGCUCAUCCUUAAAGGCUUCCUGUGUGGAAGUAAUAAAGAAGUGCUUUAGCAUUAGUUACCAGAUAUUCCCAAAUGGAAUCUGUGCCAUUCUUCUGUUUCCUUAGACCACAGGUAGGGAUAAACCAGUGUUUUGUAAAACUUGGGUUACUGUGGGAGAAACCUUGAAACCAUAAUGAGAAGCUGCUGCUGUUUGUCUGGAAUUUUAACCUUGCUUGGUAAUUCAAACAAAGAUUAAUCAAUGUCUACAACGCAGGACAUCGUAAUUAUCAGUUAGUUUUCAAUCACAGUGUUGUAUUUUAGAUUCACAUUUUGUGAUUACAAUGAUAUCAAGCCGUUCUUGCACUGUGCAUAUGGUAAACAUCCAUUUAUAUGUAGGUUUUUUUUUAAAAAAAAAAAUUCACUUGUUUUAAUUAAUAUGGUACUUAAUACUGUAUUAUGUAAAAAAUUGGUUCUUAAACAGUACAGUAAAAUAACUCUAUGUGUGAUACCAGGAUACCCCUUUAUACUAUGUAUAAAAUUAAAAUCUCUAGUGAAAUAAACUGUAUAUAAGUAUAGA
Molecule: messenger RNA, 5476 nt
Organism: Pseudopodoces humilis (Tibetan ground-tit)
Lineage: Eukaryota; Metazoa; Chordata; Aves; Passeriformes; Paridae
Gene: CACHD1
Product: cache domain containing 1
Cellular component (GO): voltage-gated calcium channel complex
Molecular function (GO): voltage-gated calcium channel activity
Source: RefSeq, a predicted model, not a curated record